CUUAUAUUGUAUUUGUCAAAUUGAAGCUGCUUCCAAACAAGAUAAAUUUAUCAACUACCUUUUUACAUACAUGCAUGCUAAUACAUAUGCUUUGAAAUGACGAUUGAGAAAUGAACAAUUCUCGAUUUGAAACAAGUCGAUAACAACUCGAUCGGUGAGAACAAUCAAAAGGCAUCUCAAAUCGGUGGAUUUUAAGUCGGGGUUGGGGUCGGGUUCGGGGUCGGAGUCAAGUUCCUUGCUUGCGACGUGCGCCGUAACCGUUGCGCCGUGUAACCUUCUGUCAGCCGUCGUCGGCAGAGAGCGAGUACUCAGUGAUUAGAGGAAAGAUGGCUACGAACUUUGGCGUAGAGUGCCAGUACUUUUACGAAGAUGUUGUCUAUCGUGUGGAUAAGAAAGGAAACGUUGUGUUUGGAAUCGUUAUGGAAAAUGACGAUCAGGAUUUAUCCGAAGAAAGUUCUGACAGCGAAGAGAGCCCGAAAAGAAAAAAGGGCGAGAUUCGCGUGGUCUGGCAUCCCUCCGGUGUCGAGGAAUUGGUCAGCUCAAAGAAGGUACAUUUAGCAGACAGAACACUUAUGCCAGGAGAUGUUGUACGUCGAAUGAUUAAAGGAAAGGAUACACAAAGAGGAUAUUGUAGAGAUAUUGAGCUUACUGCCUGUGUUCAAGUGAUUGGUACUAAACAAGUCCUUACCAAUAUUAGGAGUGAAGAUUUAGUUCCUUUGGAAGAAUUUGCAACAGAUAUAGCUGUCUGUAUGGAUUCAUGGGUUGGUGGUAUAAAAAUGGCAAAUUUUAAAUUAUGGCUUACUACACCUGAUGGAUCUCGUUGUGUUAUAAAUGAAACAGAUUCUCGUGUCUUAGGACAAUUAGAGGAGAGACGUGACAAUGACAAUGAUUUUCCUCAUUCUUCUGAAUUUUAUCCUGGUCAAAGUUUAUGGGGACCAGUUCACUGCCUAGAGGAUGCACAAUGGAUUACAUGUACAAAAGAAAUGAAAGCAAAGAGAAAAUCUAAGCCACAGAAAUUAACAAAAGUAAUUGUAGAAAAGGUAGAAACAGAUUGGGUAGGAGUGCAUUGGCAGUGUAGAGCAUAUUCAAAGGAUGGUGCUUGGUCAGAUCAAGCUCAGCCAAAAUUUGUAGUUCAAGGAGAAAAUUUGAAAAAAUUAAAAUUAUUGAAUGUUUUUGAACCAUCUACUGUGCAAGUAGGGGAUCGAAAUUUUUAUGUGAUUAAAGGUGAUGAAAAUGUCAUUACAAGAGAACAAUGGAGAAAGCAACAAAGAGACAUUUUUCAAGUUCCUAAACAUAGUCCAAAGAAAACACGUCCAAAUAUCAGUGUUACAAAACCAGCUGAAGAUAAAAAGAAGGAAAAAGAUAAAGAUAAAGUUAAUGAACAACAAACAGAAGAAAAUGCUCACAAUAAUAUUAAUAAUUUACAAAAUAUAACAAGCAAUAAUACCUUAAUGCCUCCAGUACAAAAUCAGAAUACUGAAAGUUCAGAUGAUUGGGAUACAGAAGAUACUGGAUCGCAAAGCGAUAGUGCUUCAGUAUCUAGUGGAUGUUCCAGUAUGUCAUCUAUGGGUAAAAAGAAAAAGGGUCCAGCUUUAAUGACAAAGGUAUUAAAAAAGAAGAAACUUUGUAAAGCAAGAAAAAAAGUUCCACCAGUUCCACUAAUUGCAGGAACUAAAAUUGUUGUUGAAACAUUAUCUACAAGUACAAAAGCUAAUGUUGUAUGGCAAGAUGGUUCAGUAGAAUUUGGUAUUCCAUCAACACAACUUUAUCCAAUUCAUCAUUUAGAUGAUAAAGAAUUCUUCCCAGGUGAUUUUGUAGUUGAUCAAAAAGAAGAAUCUAGAAUGUAUGGUGUAGUUCAAAGUGUUGACCAUCAAGGUAGAACAGCUAAAAUAAAAUGGUUUAAAACAUACACUUCUACUCAAAGUCCUCAACCAACUUUACUAGAAGAACGUGAAGUUAGUGUAUAUGAUUUAAAAGAUCAUCCAGACUUUCAAUAUAGACCAGGUACAUUAGUAAUUCGAAUAGCUAAUUUUGAAGGUGAAGAUGCUGGUUGUACUGCUGGUCAAGUUCUAGAUAAUUAUCCAGAAGGACGAGUUAAAGUGUGGUGGGUUGAUGGACAUGUAAGUAUGUGUUGGCCUCAAGAUUUGUAUAAAGUAGGUGAAUAUGAUAGUGACGAAGGAGAACUAUGGGACGAUGUAUCGUCUGACGCAUCAUGGGAAACAGAAUUGGAAGACUGCUUUAUCGCUGAUACAGAUGGUACAGAACAAACAGAAUUAGAAAAUAUAAAACCAAAACUGGCCGCACACAUCGAAAAAGCUCGCAUUGCAAUGUCUAGAUUAGAAGAAAUUUUUACUCAAAAUCCUUCACUUCAAACAACUGAAGUUAUGAGAAAAUUAUUAGAAGUUUAUAAAGAUUGUCGAUACAUGGAUAAACUUAUGGGAACUUCUUUCUUUCACGAAUGUCAUUUUCAAGGACUUCUGGAAAGAGUCCGAGAACGUGGUCGAGCAAAUGUAGCACAACGUAUGGCGGAUCAAGUAACAAGAUUAUUUACACAUAAAUCUGAUGGAUCGGAAGAAAAUAUAGAUAAAAACAGUACAGAAAAUUCUAAUAAUAUUGUACAAUCAGGAAGUAAUCUUUGUGAAAAAAUUAUUACUACUGUAACAGACAUGACAGAAUCUACGGAAAAUAAAAAUGACGAAAUUACCAAUAAAAAAAAUAUAAAAGAUGAAGAAUCAAUUGAUCGUUUAUUUAUUAACGUUAAUCCUAAUCCUGAGGAUUCUGGAUUAUAUUCUGCAGAAAAUUCAAAGAAAGAAUCGGGUUCUAGUGAAUCAAGUGGGGAAUUUCUACUUAGCGAGGAUGUAAAUAAUGUACCUGAUCGUUCAGUAGAAAAAUCAGAAACAAGUAAAAUUUCCAAGUCUCAAAUGCAUAUAACAAGUUCUCACGUAGCUAGUUCUCAAGUUUGUGUUAAAUUAUGUACUCUAAUAAAAGCACAACUCGUAUUGGCGCAUGCAGAAGUUUCUAGACGAUUCGGAUUAUCUAAGAUGUCAUUAUCUGAUGCAGAAAAGGGAUCAUCACCUUUGAAGAAACAAAAGAAAGAAGAAGAAAAACGUAUAGAAUUGUUACAAGAACCAUCAGAAUGUUCCAUAGAAAUCCCACCACCAGUAUAUGCAGAAGGGGAAGGAUUUUCUAUAGAAGAGACUGCACCAGAUAGUCAUAAAUUUAAAUUAACAAUGUUUCAGCCUACGGAUCCUACAAACUUUUUCAGAACUGUUUCUAAAGAAUUAAAGCUUUUGAAGAGUUCUCUUCCACCUGGUAUAUGGGUAAAAGGAUUUGAAGAUAGAAUAGACUUGUAUUCUGUAAUGUUUCGUGGACCUGAGAAAACACCAUAUGAAGAUGGUCUUUUUCUUUUUGAUUUUCAAUUAUCCGCUGAUUAUCCUGCUGCUCCACCACUUUGCCAUUAUAUUUCUUAUUGUAAUGAUAGGUUAAAUCCUAAUCUAUAUGAAGAUGGUAAAGUAUGUGUAAGUUUACUCGGAACUUGGUCUGGUCGUGGAACAGAAGUAUGGACAAGUUCUUCAACUCUAUUGCAAGUUAUAGUCUCAAUUCAAGGCCUUAUUCUCGUACCCGAACCAUAUUUUAAUGAAGCUGGAUUUGACAAACAAAAAGGUUCUCAACAAGGAAAAGAAAAUUCAAGAAUGUAUAAUGAAAUGGUUGUAUUGAAAUUGGUUCAAGCUCAAACUAAAUUAUUACAACAUCCACCUCCUGUAUUUAAAGAUAUUAUCAUUGAACAUUUCAAGAGACAUGCAAAAAAAUUACUGCAACGUUUAGAAUUGUGGAUGGAAAUUUCUGAACAACAUAAUAAUCAACAUCCAUUAUCUCCAGUAACACCUACUACUUUUAAACAAAUAUCCGAUGUUGAUAACAAAAUUUUACCAGAAUUUCCAUUAAUACCAGCGUCCAGAGGUUUCUGUAUAACACUCCGUAAAACUUUAGCUACAUUCAAAGAAGUAUUAAUUAAUGAAAAUAUUAUAGAAAGAAACAGCGAUAUACAUGGUUGCGAAAAUUUGAAAGAACAAACAAAGAAUGAGAAUUAUGAAGCAAAUAAAAUUGCUGAUAAUAAUAUAGUGGAACAUAGUAGUAAAAAAAGAAAUGAAGAAAACUGCAAAUUAACUCCAAACGGUAAUCUAUCGAAGGACCGUAUUUCAUCUUCCUCGACGAAUAUUUGUUCUACGCCAUUAAGUGAAACGAAGAAAACUACGUCGGAUCAUACUAUCAGCUAGCCACAAGGUAAACUUAAAUUUAAAUCUAAAAAUUUAGUUCGUAAAAGAUAUAAAAGAUAAUUAUUCGGUAAUACAACAAUUUAUUAUAUAUAUACAAUAUAUGUAUAUAUAUAUACAAUAUAUGUAUGUAUAUACAUAUAUUGUAUAUAUAUAUAUACAUAUGUACAUGUAUUAAAGAUAUGUUCAAUGAUGUUCGCGGUAUCUAUUUAUUAAUAUGAACACCACUAUUAAUCAGCGAUAACUUUUAACAGAAAUGCCGCUGUCAUUGCUCCGCAGCUAGAGAUACGUAACGUAAUAAAUGCGAUCAGAUAGGCACGUAUGAGCAAAUAAGAACUUGUUCUUGUAUACAAUUUCGUAAAUUUCUGAAAUAUAUAAAACUUAAUUUAUGUGAUGUUAUAUAGAAUAUAUAAUAAUAAAAACAUAUUAUAUAUAAUAUAUAAUAUUAUAAUAUUUAUGAAUAUAAAAUUAAUAUUUGGCCACGGGAUAAAAAUAUAUACGGAAUAUCUUACAUAUAUUUAAUUCUCUAAUUCUGCAAUGAAAAUAGAAUAGCGUUUUUGCAAACGCAAUAAUAAACUUGACUGAAUUAUUAAAAAAAGGAAACACGAAGAGAGAAAAUAAUUUCAAGUAUAUAUAAUAAACGAAAAAACAUUGUCACUUUAUAAAAAGUGAGAGUAAGAAUUAAAAUGGAAAAUAAAGUAAUCAGUAGCAAUACGUUGAGCCAACAUAAGAACACUUCGCAAUAGAGUUUAAGAAAUACGAUAAUAAUAGUUAUUAAUUCUAAAUGCAUUUCAAUGAGUAUUCUUCGAGUAAUUCGAAUAAUAACGUCAACUAACUUAUAAACAAAAAUUCAUUAAAAUAUUCUCAAUUAUCUUAAAAACCAUUAUGCCAUCCAAUAAUACAAUAUUUCAAAUGAAAUUACGAAAUGAUUUUGAUUGCAUAUAGGUUGUAGCUUAGGCACAAAAGAUUCGUAUUUAGAUGAAAAACCUAUGACAACUAAUGUCCAAUGUUAUAGACACUUCUAAUGUAGGUAAAUUAUAGAAAAUUAUUAAACGUUCUAUUAUCUACAGUAAAAAAUUUUUCUUUAUCGGUAAUUUGUUUCGUAUAUUUAUAGAAAAAAUUGUCUUCGCGAAUUUUUUUUUUUUUUCUUUUUUGUUUUUUUUUUUUUUUUUUUUUUUUUUGAUAUGUCAUAAGUAAUUCAAUAAUAAAAUAUUUAACAUUGUUAUGAAUAAUUGCGGAGAAUAUUAGUACUUAUAUGAUGUAAGUCUUUUACAGUAUUAUUUAUAUUUAUUUUUGUUUAAUUCUAUAUUCCUUCAAUGUAAUAUAGAACAUGCUUGUUUAUUACGUAUUUCCGUAAAUUUUAAAAUGAAUGCAUACAACUGGAAAUACGAAAUUUAAUAUCCAUGAAAUGGAAUUAUGCAUUCUGAAAAGGUAUAUUGCACGCAACGAAGUAAUCGAAGAACGAUCAACGUGUUAAGAAUAAUAACAUAUAUUUAUUUUCUUAUACUCGAUAUUAUGUUAUAAGAUCUUGUUUUAUUUAUAUUAUUAUGUUUUAUUUAUUUUUCGUAGUAAGAAAAAUCCAAAAAUGUGUGUAGAAUUUAAAAUAAUUAUUUGUGUAUAACUGCCGUAUUAUUUUGUUGAAUGAGUAAAAUUUAAUUGAAAAAUUUGUUUUUAAGUAUGAUUUACUUCCUAGUUCAUUUGUAAAUUUAUAUAUUGCAUUUUUUUUCCUUUAUUUCUAUAUUUAUAUUUAUAUAUCAAUAAAUGAAUAAUUUUUGUUACUAGGUAAUGUUUAACUCUAUUAACUAAUUAUCUGGCAAUAUAAAUUAAUACAUUUUAUUGAUUGUUCAAAUAAUCAUUUCUUUGUGAUAUUUUUACGGUACCGGAUAUGUACAGUAUAUGCGCGACUUAAAACAUUAAUGCACAAAUUCAUAUUCUACAGUCGUGCGAAAGUAUAAUUAGUUUUGGAAAAAGUCGAGUUUACGUGUUAAUACAUCAUAUACGUUUCAUAUAUAUAUAUAUAUAUAUAUAUAUUUAACGAUUUAUUUUUUCGUGAAAUAUUUGUGAAAUAUAUUAAUAGCACGGAAUUUGCGUGUUAAUGAAGAAUAUGCGAUCACAUAGUACUGUACAUGUCGAAGUGUAUCUCUUCUGCAAUAAAUCAGCAGAUUUGAUAUUCUUCGACCAUAUUGCAGUGUCGUCAAGCAAUUGCCUUAAAGUGCGGCGACUUUGGAAUUCUUGCGCCAACAGGGUGCACUUGAGACGGGUACAGAGGCGAGAAAAUAAAAAAAAAAAGAAAACGUAUACUUUACGCGAAGGUUUUCUUGAAAUUAUAUGGUGCUGAAUACAUAAAAAAAUAUGAGAGGAAAAAGAUCACAAUGAUACCAGGGAAACUACACUUUCUAGAAAAUAAAAAAUGGGAGAGAGAAUGUAUUAAGUAAAAAGAUAGCUAAACUAGAUGAAGAAAAGAACUGGAAGGAAAGAAACGAUGCGAGUAUUGCCGUUUAAGGCAGAAAGGAGCUUGUUAUUGUGAAACGUGAUGUUUUUGGAAAGCCUUGUAUAUGUGCCAGCUAUUUCAAUUUACAUUUUGAUGGUAAUUAUAUUCGUAAGUUGCAUAGAGCUUUAUUUUCGCCGUAAAUUAAUUUAAUAUUAUAUAAAAAAGAAAAAAAAAACAAAUGCAAUAUAUUUAAUUAUUCGAGUCAGCAUAUAAAACGUCGAUACCAACAUUUUAAAUGCUGUUUCGAUAUCAUGAUCCUUUGAAACGCUUCUAUAAAAUAUAUUGUACCACUUAUUUUAUAAAUUUAAUUUAUAGAAUACUAUUAAAGAUAAAAUUUAAUUAAAUUUUAGAUAUUUAAAAUAAAUAUUUCAAAGGAUUAAUAAACAAUUAUAUCAAAUAUCAUUAAGAUGUUCAUUUUAAUUAUAUAAUAUUUGUUAUUUGAUAUUAUAUCCAAUUUUAUGUCAUUUUAUUUCAUAUAUUAUUAGGGAAAGGAUAGUUCUUUCAUUUCAUAUUUAAUUGAAGAUUUUUUCACGUUGGUAUCGGCUAAUCUAAUAUUACAACGAUCUUGUAAUGAGUUAAUACUUGUAACUCAGUUUCCUUGAUUUCUAUUUAAUAAAAUAUCAGUAUGCAAUUAAAAAA
Molecule: messenger RNA, 7404 nt
Organism: Apis cerana (Asiatic honeybee)
Lineage: Eukaryota; Metazoa; Arthropoda; Insecta; Hymenoptera; Apidae
Product: (E3-independent) E2 ubiquitin-conjugating enzyme UBE2O
Molecular function (GO): ubiquitin conjugating enzyme activity
Source: RefSeq, a predicted model, not a curated record